ACUCUUUUUGUUUUAUACAUAAAGCCAAUCUAAAAAUCAAAGCUCAUUGAUUUCCCAAAUUUAUAGUUUGUCAAUUCUAGGCUAAGAACUGAACCACAGUCUACUGAAACUGGAUAUCAAUCUCCUCCAAAGAAGGACAUGGACUGAGGAAGAAAAACUGUGAUGCCAGAAGCAUUAAGUGGUCGGCAAGUAUGGGGGGAGAAGAGUGAUCAUUCUUUAGCCCCUUAUUCUCUGAGCUCCUAGCCUACUGAAAAAUCGAGAUGGACCCUCGAUGAAGGAGGAGAGACACAGAGACUGAGUUUAUGCACAAAUGAGGUAUUCCUGAGAGUUCCAUACUCUGCUGAUCUUCUGCAUCUCACAGGGAAAGAUCUGGACUGCUAUGAAAUUUAUCUUUUAUUUGGGUGUCCUUGCUGGGACAGUUUUCUCUACUCACGCAUCUGUGCAGAAAGACGACCAUGCUCCCUACUUGGUAUACCUCAAGUCGCACUUCAACCCCUGUGUGGGUGUCCUCAUCAAAAACAACUGGGUGCUGGCCCCAGCUCACUGCUACUUACCAAACCUGAAAGUGAUGCUGGGAAAUUUCAGGAUCAGAGUCAGAGAUGGCACAGAGCAGACAAUUAACCCCAUUCAGAUUAUCCGCUACUGGAACUACAGCCAUAGCGCCCCCCAGGAUGACCUCAUGCUCAUUAAGCUGGCUAAGCCUGCCAACCUCAACAACAAAGUCCAGCCACUUUCCCUCGCCACCAGCAAUGUCCGGCCAGGCACUGUCUGUCUGCUCUCAGGUUUGGACUGGAGCCAAGAUAACAAUGGCAGGCAUCCUGAUUUAAGGCAGAACCUGGAGGCUCCUGUGAUGUCUGAUAAAGAGUGCCAGAAAACUGAACAAGGAAAAAGCCACAGGAACUCCUUAUGUGUGAAAUUUGUGAAAGUGUUCAGCCGAAUUUUUGGGGAGGUGGCCGUCGCUACUGUCAUCUGCAAAAACAAGCUCCAGGGAAUCGAGGUCGGACACUUCAUGGGAGGGGAUGUUGGAAUCUACACCAAUGUUCACAAAUAUACCUCCUGGAUCGAGAACAUCACUAAAGAUAAAUGACACCCUUCUACUCUCUCUGUAUCCCACUGGCUCUAGUCAUUGACUAUACAGGCCACUAUUUUCUCCAAACGCAAAAUAAAAAUCUCCAAACAGAAAUGCAUUA
Messenger RNA from Panthera uncia (snow leopard), 1190 nucleotides. It is a transcript of the gene PRSS37, whose product is annotated as serine protease 37. The transcript has 7 exons. NCBI's taxonomy places the organism in Eukaryota, Metazoa, Chordata, Mammalia, Carnivora, Felidae. Gene Ontology annotation, cellular component: acrosomal vesicle. The record is from RefSeq and is a predicted model, not a curated record. Bases 380 to 1087 code for a protein of 235 amino acids. Gene Ontology annotation, molecular function: serine-type endopeptidase activity. Gene Ontology annotation, biological process: proteolysis; positive regulation of acrosome reaction.